This is a messenger RNA of Cynoglossus semilaevis (tongue sole), 3601 nucleotides long. RefSeq names its product zinc finger and BTB domain containing 22b (gene zbtb22b). The record is from RefSeq and is a predicted model, not a curated record. The transcript is spliced from 6 exons. Gene Ontology annotation, molecular function: RNA polymerase II cis-regulatory region sequence-specific DNA binding; DNA-binding transcription factor activity, RNA polymerase II-specific; protein binding. Bases 178 to 2565 code for a protein of 795 amino acids. Lineage: Eukaryota; Metazoa; Chordata; Actinopteri; Pleuronectiformes; Cynoglossidae. Gene Ontology annotation, biological process: regulation of transcription by RNA polymerase II.
CUAAAGUCUGGCUCGUCUGUCUGGAUCCUCUUAAAGGCGACGCGUCUGUCUGCUGCCGCUGCUCAGUUUUGAUGGCAAAAAAAAGAAGAAAGUUGCUGUAGAAAAUGGUUGUCAGUCUUCAGGACGUGGACAGACAGACGGGACACGGUGUCCUCUGCUCCCUGGGCCACUGAAACCAUGCCACCCAUGCCCGUGGAGGUGGGCAGCAGCGGCAGCAGCAGCAGCAGCAACACGUCAGGCGGGAUGGUGCAGGUUUGCUUCCCCAGUGCUCAGGCUUCAGUGCUGGACAGUCUGAACCGACAGAGGGAGGACGGUCGACUGUGUGACCUGGCCAUCCACGUCCAGGGACAGGUUUUUAAAGCCCACCGCUGCGUCCUGGCCGCCUCUUCUCCAUAUUUCCACGACCAGGUUCUACUGAAGAACAUGUCCACAGUCUCUAUCCCGGCCGUGAUGGACCCCCUGGCGUUCGAGAGCGUCCUGAGCUGUGCCUACACGGGUCAGCUCCGUAUGCUGCGCGAGGACAUUGUCAACUACCUCACUGUGGGCAGCGUCCUGCAGAUGUGGCACAUCGUGGACAAAUGCACAGAGCUGCUGAAGGAGGGCAGAGUUGUCUCUGGGGUAGGGAACACUGAGGGUGGAGGCGGGGGAGGAGGAGGUGGUGGGGGAGGAGGAGCAGGCGGUGUGCAGACCAGAGGAGGCGAGGCGUCGUCCAACGCCGGUUGCAGCAGCAGCAGUAAUGGAGAUGCUGUUCCAGCGGGCGGUAACGGUGGCAUCGCUGGGGUCCAGGCUCAGGUGGUGGAGUCCCAGCUGGGCUCGGAGCGUCCGGCCCGUGUGUCCGUCAGCGAGAGCCAGUCUCCCAGCAGCACCAACUACUUCAGCCCCAGAGAUGGCACUGGUUUCGGUGGCAGCAGCGCGGCCAGUGUUGGGGCUGCAGCAGACGCCGGCCGGACCAACACCACUCCUAGCUACUGCCCCCUAUCAGGAGGAGACGAGGCCCUUCUUAUUGGGGAAGAGGAGGAGGAAGAGGAGGACGAGGACGAGGACAAUGUGCUGUACAACCAAAGAAGGAGAAGAGGAGGCAGUGGGAAACGGAAGAAGAACUUGUCAGAGCAGGAAGACGGAGUCAGUGACAGCUUUGGAGUUUCUUCUUAUCAGGAUGGUGAAGAGUCAGUGAUGCCACUGCCCCGACGUCCCACCUACAGUCAGCCCAGCAUCAUGCCUCGUAAACAGUGGGUGGUGGUGAAGACGGAACGUCCAGAGGACGACGACCUCAUUGUUGUAUCCGGGGAGGAGGGGGAGGGGUAUGAGGAAGAUGAAGAUGAGGUAGAGUUGGACAAAGGCAGUGAGAGGAAGGACUUCAACAUCUCCAACAUCAGAAGUCUGUCAGGUGAACCAGGAGGACGAGUUGAAGAUGACAUGGACUCACCGAUGGACUACUGCCAGUCUUCAGAAGACUACCUCAAAUUUGAAGGCAGUUUAAUGGAGCAGACUCUGGCUCAGCAUCUCCAUGACAACGCUGCAGGACAGACCGCUAACCGCACGGUGUCAGCUCUGCUGAGUCAGGUCCAGUCUGCAGCCACGGCUCGGGCCCAGCUCUUCCCCCUGGACAUGCAGGGAAACCAGAUCCUCCUCUACAGCCAGAGCCCUGGACUCUCUCUGGACACUCCUGCGGGGGCAGCUGCUGCGCCUCCUCUGGGGGUGGCAGGUGGCAUCAUGGGAGCAGCUGCUUUUAAAGGACACGGCCUGGAGCACGGUGCAGUCCACCUCUCCGUGCCAAACGGUCUGGGACUUGAUGGCAUGGAAGGCAGUGGGGGGAAUGCGGGGGGCAGUGGCGGCACGGUGAGCAGCGGGGGUUCAGGGAAGGUGUUCAUGUGCCACUGUGGAAAGACCUUCACCCACAAGAGCAUGAGGGAUCGGCACAUAAACAUGCACCUAGAUCUGAGGCCCUUCAACUGCCCCGUUUGUGCCAAGAAGUUCAAGAUGAAGCAUCACCUGACUGAGCACAUGAAGACACACACUGGCCUGAAGCCGUACGACUGCUCCGGCUGCGGCAAGAAGUUCAUGUGGCGAGACAGCUUCAUGAGGCACCGCUCAAACUGCGAAAGGCACGGAAGGCCGGAGGAGAGGGAUGAGGUAGGGAACGGGGGUGAGGGGCGCAGGAGGGGGGGAGGUGGAGCUGAAGAUGGGCUUGAUGUGAUGUCCUCCCCCCACCUCCUCCUGCAUAACGGUGAAGGAGGUCAUGGUAAUGUUGUUGGAGUGAGGCGAGGUUUAGGAGGAGUCUCCGUGUCCUCACCACAUCUUUCCAGCAGCGUGCUGUCAGCGCAGCAUGGCAACAGUGGCAUCCCAGCCAAGGGAGGUAGCAGCAACAGCAACAGCAGCAACAGCAGUAGCAAUGCUUCUCUAAGCAACAACAUCAUGGCCUCUCCUGCUGCUGUGGCGGGGGCUGCACUUCUGGUCCCACAGAGUCCAGGUCAGGGUCAUGUGACUGGCGUCUUCAGUGGUCUGGGUCACGGCGUGUGCAGUGAAGAGUGUGACAUCAGUGCCAACGACAGCAGCUUAACUUAGACCAAAGCCUGUUCCUAAAGGCACCUCCUGGUGACACCACCGAGCUGCUGCUCCUUGUCCGACACGACUCCACUGCCAAAGUGUUGCAUUUUCUGCCUGGUUGAAGUGUGAGUUGGACUGCGCUGCCUCAGGUCUGGCACUGAAGCUAGUCUUAGAUAGGGAUGUUCCGUGGUAACCUUUUGCAGAUAUUGUCCAAACGCUUCAUUUCCGAUUCCGAUAUCAACCGAUACCGACACAGGCCCGGUGAUAUUUAUUUAUGUUACGUUUCUGGCAUCAGCAUUCUGCAUACAGUCCCCUGAUUGUUGAAGUUAAUUAAAUGAGCUUGAAUGCUGCCAUCUAGUGACAUUCACUUUAAUAUUCAGUUUUUCAUAUAUGGUCCAGAAAAGAACGUUUAUGUGGGCUGUUGUUCUGGAAGUGGAGGUUUGUUGAGGUAAAAACAAACGAAAAAAAACAGCAGAAAAACUCUUAGCAUCCACAUGUCAAAGUCAAUGUUAAUGUGUUUUUUUAAAAGAACUUCUGCACUGUUGCAAUUUCACUUUAGUUCCGUGACACUUAUUGAUCAUACCUAAGAAUUCCAUCAUUUGGAAUUUGACUAAACAGAAGCUAAUGUCUGUUGUCUGCUGCUAACAAAGCCACUCUCUCCCUCUGUCUCUCUGUCUCUCUCUCUCUAACCGACACCCAUUAUUCUCUCAUUCAGUGAAUUCAGUAUAAACAGAUGUAAAUGUUGUCACUAUUCACCUGAAGUUCACCGGAAAUUCACGUAUCCAGUCAAUUAUUGGAUGGUAAGGGUUGAAAACACCUUGUAGUAUGUCUGAAACUGUAUGAAAUAGUAACCACACGACCCAGUAGAGGGCGCUAUAAGCACACCUUAACCUAAUAGCCUUGAUUGGCACUUUGUAACAGUGAGUCUGUCACCAAACUACCAAAACCACGAGAGAGUAUAAAACACGAGAACCUGUUGGUUUAAAUGUUGAAAAACUAGCCUUUUAAGUCGGUCACUGUUUUCCAGACAAAGCCCCUGGAGAAGGGGCCGCGG